CUUCUUCAUUCACUUCCCCCUUCUCGGUGUGAUUCAUUUCUUUCCCUUCUUGUAUUAAUCCCCCCUUCCUUUUGUUUCUUUUCCUCUUUCGUCACUUGGGUUUUUCUCCUUUUUCCGCUUUCCCUUCUUUGAUCUUUCUCCCAUUACUUUCUUUCCCAUUUUCCUCACUUGGGUUCUCUCAAUCUUCUGUUUUUUUUUUUAGCAUUUCCCUUCCAUUUCUUUCUUCCCCAUUUUCCUCACUUGGGUUCCCCCUACAUUUUCCUUCUUUCCGCCAUCCGUUUUCAUUACUCUGACUUCUUUUCCGAUCGUCAUUCUUUGCAUCGCCUCCUUUUGGGAAACAGGGGAACCCCGUUAAGGGAUCGCAACCGAACUUGAAUGACCUCUUGAUCCCUCGGAUUUUGAGCUCUAGUUUCGCAACUAUAUCCUUAAUAGUCGGUUCUUCUUGUUCCUCUUCUUCCAGCUAGAGAAGUGCAUUGGUAUGAUUUCGCAAGCUGGCCGAGUUUGAAUACGGGGAAUAAAGAUACGGUUUUGUUGAUUUCAUUGCGAUUUUCUUAUUUUUCCUUAUAAUGGGAAGGGUUAAGCUGAAAAUAAAAAAAUUGGAGAGCACUGGUAGCAGGCAAGUGACCUUCUCUAAGAGAAAAAAUGGGAUUAUGAAGAAAGCUAAGGAGCUGGCUAUACUCUGCGAUAUUGAUAUCGUUCUCCUCAUGUUUUCGCCAACUGGAAAGCCGACGCUAUAUCAAGGUGAACGCAGCAGCAUCGAGGAGGUCAUUACAAAAUUUGCUGAAUUGACUCCACAGGAGAGGGCAAAAAGGAAACUGGAAAGCCUUGAAGCGCUGAAGAAAACAUUCAAGAAGUUAGACCACGAUGUAAACAUAAAAGAUUUUGUGGGUUCAAGCUCUCAAGAUUUUGAGCAGGAAUUGAUCAAUGAAGUUACCGUAUUGCGAGAUCAGAUUGGUGAAGCACAUAAGAGACUGAGCUAUUGGAGGAAUCCUGAUAGUAUCAGCAAUAUACAACAGCUCCAACAGAUGGAAGGUUUAAUAAGGGAGUCCCUAAACCAGACACGUCUACACAAGGAAAAUUUAAGAAGACACCAACUUCUCUCACAGGAAUUCACGGGCCAGUAUCCGGGUGGUGAGAUGUCCUUACCUUUGUUAAUGGACGAAAUGCAAGGCAUUCAACCCCUGUUAUGGCUUCCCAACUAUGGGACUCAACAGAUUACUUUGCAAAAUGAGCCUAACUUUCUGCAACCAGGUGAUGUUGAAUGCUCAUUUCCAAGCUAUCCCAGUUACUACAACCCUGGGAAGCAAAUUGAAGCUGGAGUAUCUGGUCAAGUUGAUAGCAUGCCACAGGGUGAUGGGGGUUUAAAUGAAUUAAGUGGAACUUCUUGCUCAACACUGCAACUUGGUGAGCAAUAUCAAUACCCCCCUACAUGUGAUGGUUCCAGCUUCCAAGAUGAAAAGAGACUGAACCUUGAGAUGGAGAUGAACUUGCAUGGAAAUUAUGUGGACAACCAACUAAAUGGGAAGUUGGACCUCUCAAGAUCUCUAUAUGAUGAUGAGCAGCAUCCUUGGGGUUCUAUACCAGGGCCUUGUAGCAUUCCAAUGUACCAAAGCAGCAAUGCGUACCACCACCAUCAACCAAAUUGAUUCCUACCAAAUUUCAGCAGUGAUUGAAGGGGUAACAGAUUGAAGAGUUCCUCUUGAUUGAUGUGAUCAGCAUUUUUGUUGGGAUAGAUUCCUUCUCCCAAAUGCCAGACUCAAUUAUUUGAUCUAUAACGAGAUGAGAAUGAUCCUCUGCUCCUCGUUUUUCCGUUAACCAAUAUACUCAACUUGUAAAUACAAGAUAUACGAGAUCAGAGGUUGGUUUUUUAGAUUAGAUUUUCUUUUUUUUUCCUUUUUCCCCUCGUGGAAGAGCUGUAAAAUAUUUGGGGUUUUCUGGUUUCCUUAGCUGUACAUUGAGCUAUUGUAAAACAUGGAAGCAAAUUUCAUAUUUUCUUUUAUAUCAAGUUUGGAGAAAAUUAAAGAUAGUCUUUCUUGCUUC
Cucurbita pepo subsp. pepo (vegetable marrow) is the source of this 2040-nucleotide messenger RNA. Its product is annotated as agamous-like MADS-box protein AGL65. The record is from RefSeq and is a predicted model, not a curated record. Lineage: Eukaryota; Viridiplantae; Streptophyta; Magnoliopsida; Cucurbitales; Cucurbitaceae. Gene Ontology annotation, molecular function: protein dimerization activity; DNA binding.